AGCGCGGUGAAGGGGGGGGUGGGAUCUGAACAUGGCGGCGGUGGUAGCUGCUACGGCGCUGAAGGGCCGGGGGGCGAGAAAUGCCCGCGUCCUCCGGGGGAUUCUCUCAGGAGAGAAAGCUUCCCAGAGCAGGACCCGGGCACUGCAAAGCCACAGCUCCCCAGAGUGCAAGGAGGAGCCUGCGCCCUUACCCCCUGAGCUGGAAUACAUUCCCAGUAAGAGGACCAAGAACCCUAUGAAGGCUGUGGGACUAGCCUGGGCCAUCGGCUUGCCCUGUGGUAUCCUCCUCUUCAUCCUCACCAAGCGGGAAGUGGACAAGGACCGUUUGAAGCAGAUGAAGGCUCGGCAGAACAUGCGGGCGUCCAACGCGGGCGAGUAUGAGAGCCAGAGGUUCAGGGCCUCCUCCUAACAUACCCCAUCUCCUGAAGGUGGAUCCCGGGUGCAGGCCUGAGGAACACUGCAAACCUCCCCUAGACUGUGUUAACCAUGGCCUCCCUCAGGACUGGCUGUGACUCUGGUCCUGCCACUGAGGCCCACCAGGGGGCGCCUGAAGCCCAGGCUGCUGCCACCCCUCGCCCCUCCCACAUCAAGCCGGCCAAAGGCAAAUAAAGUUACUAAGAUUUUGAGUGGAAAGGAACAGGCCUGGGUUUACAAGUCCCUGGGGACGGGAGGGGCAGAGGGUGGGGCUCGUUACUCAUGUGUGCUCCUUCUCACUGAAGCCUCAGUGUUCCCAGAUGGAUGGUGGGGAAACCAGAGACUUAGGCUCAACAAGCCUAGGCUCAGGCCCUGGGGACCAAGCCCACUGAGCUGCUGGCCAGGAGGGUGUGGCCUCACUCAGCCUUGAAGUAAAUAAUAAAAGGAAUCAUAUAAGACAUUUAGGGUGUGGAGGAAAAAUGCGCUCUUGGCUGAGUCCAAAUGACUCAGUUUCUCUGGGCCUCAGUUUCCUUAUCUGUUAAGAGGGAUUGGACUAGUGAUUUCUAAGGCAGGGGUUCUGAACCUGGGGUCCAUAUCCCACCCCAUAGGCAAAAUUGUGUGCAGCUUUUUGGAGAAGAGUUAAUCGCUCUCAUGAGCUUUUUGAAUGGGUUGAUGACCCAGAAAAGGUUAAGCGUCACCUCUCUGAGAGGUCCCUUCCAGAUCCAGCACUGCAGGAGUUAACACUCCCUUCUCCACAGGCGAUUGCUGAGCUAGCCUAUGGCAUCCAUCAUCAGGAAUUACUGGAGAAAGUGUAUCAGAUUAUCUUAGAAAAUGGGAGAAAUCAAGCCAGAAUGUGGAGUAGGACAUGGAUGCCUUGGGCAGAGCCAGACUACCGCUCCAGGGCUGACAUGUUUUUCAUAGGGAGAAUAACAGAGCCAUAUAGGGUUUU
Messenger RNA from Loxodonta africana (African savanna elephant), 1363 nucleotides. RefSeq names its product probable hydrolase PNKD. The transcript has 3 exons. NCBI's taxonomy places the organism in Eukaryota, Metazoa, Chordata, Mammalia, Proboscidea, Elephantidae. The record is from RefSeq and is a predicted model, not a curated record. Bases 32 to 409 code for a protein of 125 amino acids.